CCCACCUCGACCAUUCACAGACACACACACAAGCUCCUCUCCUCCAAGCGGCUGAGAGGUUGCUAUGGCAAUGGUUGUCAUGAUGCUGCUGAUGUAGCAUUCGGGAAGGUAGUAGUUGUGGAGGUAGUGGUGGAGCUGGAGGAGGUGGCGGCGGCUGUGGCGGUGCUUGUGGUGAACAUCCAGGGAUGGGAAGCGCUCCCUAUCCAGCUGGCGAGUGGAAGGGGAAGGGGCGAGGCGGCCUGCAGGAGCUGGGCUGCAUGCCCUGGAAGGUCGGCAAGCAGAAAGGAGCGGGUGGAGGAGGAGGAGGAGGAGGGGAGGUAGUGGUGGGAGCGGAGGAGAGGAAGAGCAGGGAUCCCACAGACUCUCAGCAGCAGCAGGAUCUCUCAUCUUCCUCGUCCUCUCUCACCUCUCCGCUGCCUCCUCAACCUUCUCUGACACCUCCGGCCAUAUACCACGAGAAGCAGCGGAGGGAACUGUGUGCUCUGCACGCCCUCAAUAACGUCUUCCAAGACGGGACAGCUUUCAGUAGGGACACCUUGCAAGAGAUCUACCAGAGGCUUUCUCCCAGCACUCUGGUGACACCUCACAAGAAGAGCAUGCUGGGAAAUGGGAACUACGAUGUUAAUGUCAUAAUGGCCGCCCUGCAGACCAAAGGGUUUGAGGCGGUUUGGUGGGAUAAAAGAAGGGAUGUCGGCAGCAUCGAGCUCACCAAUGUGACGGGCUUCAUCCUGAACGUGCCGUCCAACCUGCGCUGGGGGCCUCUCCGGCUGCCGCUCAAACGGCAGCACUGGAUAGGAGUCAGAGAGGUGGGAGGAGUCUACUACAACCUGGAUUCAAAGCUGCGCAGCCCUCAGCCCAUCGGCAACCCGGACGAGCUCAGGAAGUUUCUUCGCCAGCAGCUGCGAGGAAAAAACUGUGAACUCCUGUUAGUCGUCUCAGAGGAAGUGGAGGCGCGCCAAACAUGGCGGUCUGAUGGCUAACAGUUUAAACCAGCCGAUCACUGCUACAACAGGGCCAAUGGGCCAAUCGCAGAAUGAAGAGGAGAGGGAGUAGGGUCUUGCACAGCCAAUCACAUGGAUGCACACUAGCAGAUGUAUUUUUUUCCCCUCUUUUUGGGUUCUGUUUACACAGCCAUUGCUGGACUCUUUUCUGAUAAGAUGCAACGCAAUUAAGGAAGCAAGCACUUCCCAGGGAGAAUCAAAGAAUCACAGUCCUUUACUCACACAACAGUUAUGACUUACUAAGAGUUACUAUUCUGUUUCUGCUAUUCUUGUGUUUUUUAUUAUAUAUAUAUAUAUAUAUAUAUAUAUAUAUAUUGACUAUUUUUUAAUGUCACUUGGGAUCCGUUUUUUCUUUUUUUUUUCUUUUUACUGUUCAAGUUUCCAAAGUCAUGGGAGUGCAGGGCAGGCUUUCUGAACGAUGCUUUGUUUGUUUGUUUGCCUGUCUCCCUCAGUGAUCCUCCUCCCUGCCUCAGUCCUGAUCUUCACUGAUGUGUCUUCUUGCUUCUGUCUCUAGCUUCAUGAUGUGAAUCACUCUCUGCCCUUCUAUCCUUCACCUUCACCAAAAUGUGCCGUUCCUUGCCUUGAUAUGUCAAAAUCAGCGAUGAAUCACAUUGCCAACUUUUUUUUUUUUUUUUUCAUUUCCCAAACACUUGUGGCAGGGACUGAGCCUACACUGUGUACAGAGGCUGUGCCCACACAACAGUUUUAUAUGCAACAAAGCAAUGCAACAGCCAGGCCAAGCACUCCCUCUAGUGGAGGUUUGACUCUGCAUCCUUAUACUGAAGACAUAACAGCAUCAUUCAGUCACUAUUCCUUUUAAUGAUUCACUUCUAAAUGGAUGCUUUAAGUAAUGAAGAGUGCUGGUCAUGAAAGAAAACAUGCGGCAGAGGCUAUUCUCCAAAUGAUACAGACUCAUAAUAUAAUAAGGGUCAGGUUAUGGCAAAUAGAGCACUGGUUGUUUAAAUUAUUGAACAGUUUAAAUGAUCAAAAUCUGCCAAAAUAUUUCUAAAAUUGUCCAAACUUGGUAUUGAUAUGUAAAGAUGAAGUCUAACUCUUCAUCUUUGACCGUAGAAAAUGAAAAUCAACAAAACAAUCACAACUUCAGGACUGCUUACGAGCUUAUUCUUCAGUUUUUGACAGAAAACCUCAAAGUUCCAACUUUUUAGGUCUAAACGUGACGUGUUGAAGAUCACUCAGUUGUCAGACAGAAAAUUAAUUGGCAGCAAUUUUUUUAAUCAUAAUUCAGUUUUCAAACUUCAAAAGUCUGAUUAUUUGAUCAUUUAAAGUAAACUGUUUUUUUGUUUUGGACUGUAAGUCAACAAAAACCAUCUGAUUGAAAUACAUAAACUUGAGCUCUGCCAAAAACAAUUACAUUUCAGACAUUUCACUAACCAGAUAUUUAAAGAAAAAUUAUUAACAGUUCAGUUCAUAAGGAAACUAACCAUUUCCUGGGUAAACAAUCGGCUGCUGGUAAUGGGCUAUUUAGUCAAAAACCUCCAAACAGCCGAUUAAGUGACCUUUGAAAUUGUCAUUAAUCAUUUAAAUUUAGAAAGGAAAAAAUACAACCACUUCAUAGGUGUAAAGAAAUAUAUUUUCUUUUUUCAAAUAUUACUCAAUAUUUUACCACAGUGUUAACACGACAUCACUCAGACGGGAUGCAGAAUAAGGGACAAAACCUUUCUUCUUAAGCGCAGGGUCAAACUAGUCCACAGGGUCUCCCCCACAGCAGCCCUCUGUAGCACAGGAGCUCAGCGGAUUCACCGCUCCUCCUCUUUUAAACUUCUUCUCCUCAAACCUGCAUUCCCCCGGCUCUGAGAGGAUGUCACAAGUUGUUUCAACAAGUCAUUUACUGUUAGCAGGGGCUCCAAUGUGUGGUUUCAGUCUGACGAGAAGUUACAAGAUUGGCUGCACAAAGGGAAGAUGUCAAAAGAAGAAAAAAUGCAGAGAAAGAAAAGUGAAAGUUGACAGGCUGGUUGUGAGGACAUGUCCAGUCAGACGUGAGUUGUGGUGGGUUUUUUUGUGAAAUGAGCCUUUAGAGAGAUUUUACUGUAAGUAGCUUUCAAAUCUAUCAGCUGAACAUAAACUGUUAAUACUCUACAUGUAUUGUCCGUGUAACGACAAUAUUGGCCUUAACUUGUUUACAUAAAAGCAUAUUUGUUGCUAUGAAAAAAAAUAUGAGGGUCUGUGCUGUUUGUCGCCAUUUCAGGAGAUUUAUUCCAAAGCACCAAUUUAUCCUAAAUAUAAAGGAGAAGCAACUGAAACGUAUCAAAUAUAAUAUUUUCACUGUUGAGGCCAAGGGCUUUAUAUUAUGUACAACUGUUUGAAACCAUAUGAUUUUCUAAAGAUCACUUUUUUCAACGGUGCAUGUCAUAUUUUGGAUGAAACUCUUCACUCCCUUGCCUACUCUGUAGUCCUUAAAUGUCAUAUCUUAGUGAACCUGCAGCAAAAAACAUCAGAGAGGUUGUUGCUGAGAUUUCUGGAACCAAUCGCAUCGUGUUUAUUGUCUCACAACUCUACUGAACAUUUCUUUUUUUUUUGCCAUGACAAUCUUUCAGUCCUUCUUACUAAAGGGACCCUGUUUGUCACUGUCUUUUGUUUGUUUUUGUUAUUUUUGCAUACAAAUAAAAUGCUUGUAAUGGCACUUUAUGUACAG
Labrus bergylta (ballan wrasse) is the source of this 3654-nucleotide messenger RNA. The record is from RefSeq and is a predicted model, not a curated record. Lineage: Eukaryota; Metazoa; Chordata; Actinopteri; Labriformes; Labridae.